GUCGGCACAUAAAUAGAAUACCCGAAGCAAAGCUGUAUGCAUGAGUGAGAUUUGUAUGAAAGAAAGUCUUUAUUUUGUGACGGAUGAAAUCCAACUCACUGUUAUUUGGAGGGUGACAUGUUGGCCGCAAGAAAACGCAUAGUUCAGAAGCUAUGCAUUGCAUUGUAGCGGAUUCUGUAUCCAUAGUUCCAAGAGAAAAGCCGACCAGACCGAUCGCGGUUUGUAUCUCUGUGUAGAAUGACCGAUGCUCGCAAGCCGCGAAGAUGCCAGGUUAUAAUGCUGGACGAUCGCCGGUUAGAUCUUUUGGUUCAGGUAACGUAAAUGUCUGUUUUGACCAGCUCGACGAUUUAAAAAGUUCGCAAAAGCCAGGGGAUUUGUUACAGUGAGGCUAAUAUCAUAUGUGAAUAUGUUUCCCGCUUUCAGCCUCGUCUUAUGGUUUGCGAUCUACUGGAUAUGGUCGCUUCUCAAGUCGGGCUACACGAAAAGGAAUAUUUCGGUCUUUCCUACCAAGAUGACAUGUAGGUUGAUUAGUAUUAUUUGUACAAUGAUUUUAACAGCUUAAACGGUUUAUUUUGCUUAGUAAAGACACGCUAAACUUGGCAUAAAAGUGAUGUAAACAUUUCGCUGUCGUUCCUUCUUAAACCACUACGGCACUAGCUCUCUGAACAAGUUUUUCAUUUAGUUUUGUAAAUGUUUCAAUUUUUUGUUUUAAAACCAUGAAAGCCCUUGGGCGGAAACGUUUACUGUUUGCCAGUUUAAAACCGUUUCAAGACACUUUAUAGCUUAACUCGUUGUCUUAAGGAGUAUGUUUAGGUUAAUUUGAUGUGUUCCAGUUUUCAUUGUGGAAUUAUCUAAAUUCUCUCCAAUUUUGCUCUGGCGUUCCUCGCUGGGCUGAAACUAGUAUUUCACUUUUGUCUUGCUGUUACACUUGGAUUGUUCGAAUUUAUUAAGUUAGUUCUCAAAUUUGAAAUUCCCAAUUUAAUAAUUUUAUUUCCUCUGGCAAAUUUACCGGUUUUCGAGUGCAUAAAACAUAUAGGCUUUUAGAUUUGAAUAUUUUGCCCUGUUAUCCUCGGGGGGCAUUGUUGUUUUUUCUCACAGAACCUUGCUGAUUUCUCGCUGUUUUUAGCCCGUAUGUUCAAGGCUCAACGAGUGAACGUAUUCGCUCAUCAAAACAAAUUGAAUUUCAUCGCUAUACUUAGCACAAGGUUACUAGGCGCUAGAUCAUACUAAUUACGCUAAUCACGUUUGGACGGUGAAAUUUUUGUCACAUGGAUAACUCCGAAACACGUUAUUUUUCUUUACACACAAACCACUUUUGUUAUGUGUUCAGAUCUGUAACAUAGUUUCUGAACGUUAUGGAUUUCCGUAAAAGAAGCAAAUUUAAAGCAUUUCCUGGGUCAAUUCUGUACCAGGAAACUACGUAAAUAUAGCCAACUUUUUGUCGCUGUUGGGUGACGAUAGAAGGGUGUUUUACAAGAGGAUGCCCCUAAUGAGAUUAGAGAUGUUCCUAAGGUUUUUAUGCAUCAUAUUCCUAUUUUUUCUAUACCCAAAGCAAACAGGCUGAAACAUUGGAACUGCUUAAUUGAAUUCCAGUUAUUGGCAUCCCAACUUCUCAAUUCAAAUUUACUACAACAUAAACUUUAUCUUUCUAUUCUUCAAUGCCCAAAAUGACGAGAACGAUUUGAUUGCAUGUACCCUAUUUAAAAACAAAACCAGUCGUUUACAUGUAUGUGAUUAUUGCGAGUCAUUAAAGAUAUAAUUGAAUUACAUGCCUACUUAUGAUUUAAAUUAUCUGCUUGGAAUAAGAAGUGACACCAGGAAAGUCUAUGUUACUGUCACCGGCUAGACAUGUCUUGAAUUUCUUAAGAAAAUAACACAAAUAAAAUAUUGAAACCAUCAGAUGCAAUCAUUGGAAAACAUUUCAGUUUCAUGUGAGCUUUAAGUGUAUUUAUAGUUUUGGUGAGUUGUAAGUGUUUACAACAUCAUGCAUUACAGAGAAACUCAAGUGGCUUGUGUUGCCCUAAUCAUGCAUCAUGUCAUAUUCAUAAUCAUUAUAUAUUGUCAUGGGUUUAUGGAAAUAGCAAACAGUGGAAGUCACUGCAGACAAUAACUCAGCAACAUGUCACGUUAAAAUGAAACGUUUGUCCAAAGAAAUGUAUUGUUUGAAUUUUAAAGUCAUUGAAACAGUAUAUUAGGGGUUAUGGAGGAUCUUGGAAGUGAAACUUCCUCAUAGAUCACUGUUUAUGCCGGGUUGUGCUCUAGCAGAGCCCAGUGAUCCUCGGUGACCCAAUUUUUACACUCGGGCAACCAGAAAAUCUUAGUUUUUUCAUUCAAAUCAUAAUUAUACUUCUUUGCUGAGUACCAUAAAUUUUACAGGUUUAGAGUACUGGGCUCUCUUCCUUUUUCCUUAGAGCACAGACUUAUUAUGUUUUUAUUGUCUUUAACCCCCUGGCAGUGAUUUUGCCAAUCAUACUUUUUAUGGGUUUUAUGGGUGAUUAACUGACUAUUCAAACCAUGUCACUGCCGGGGAAAAAAAGAAAAUUAACAUGUCCAUAGGAAAACAUAAUUAUUGCUUCAGUUUUCCAGUUAAGAUCCAUGAGCUUAGAACUACUUUUCAUUCAAAAUGUGACAAUUUACUUGCCUAUAGGGAAAUUUGUCUUGAAAGAUGAUAGCCCUUCUCUGAUGCACCACUAUGACAUUUUUUAGUAUUAUCAGCUUAAAACUUUUGUGACACAUAUCUUGGAUUUGUUAUAUCCAAAGUUGAGCUCUAUAGUAUUAAGUGAAAGAUUUUCUCUUUUUGUUUUGUUGAAUUUCAUGUUAACUUGCCUAUAGAUGACUGGGUUGAGCUGAUUCAAGUGGUAAAAUGUACCGCUUGAAUCAAGUCAACUUAACCAUAAGGAAGUUAACUUGAAACUCAACAACAAAAAAUAUUUAAUACUUAAUUGCAAUGUAAUACUCAGGGUUUUUCCUGCUUUUGGAUUGGUCAAAGUUGUUUUUUUUUUAUUAUUUCAACAAAUUGAAAAUAGCAAACUUGUUUGUACAUGUUCAUCUUAUAGCUUUAAUUAAUGGCCACUUACUUAUAUGCUAGUGAAUAAUAAUGUCUUUAUUAAGAAAUAAUACUCAAAUUACAAUUGCAAGCUAAAAAUGCAAUGUUAGUGUGUAAGAAGAAAAAAUGAUUAAGAUAAAAUUGAACAUCACAGAAAUAUCAUAUGAUUGAGUUAAUAAGAUUAGGUUCCAUCUUUACGGUCUAAAAAUGUAUUGUAUUAUAUAAAUAUCUUAGAACAAAUAAAUAAAUAUUACUAGUUAUUGUGGAGACUAUACUUAGAGAAGGUGACACUAGCCAGUUACAAUAGGAAUGUACAUGUAUAAGUGCACUGCUUAACAGUAGGUUUUGUAAAGUUAAAGCUAAGCUCGAGGUUUUGAUUUUGCAAGUACCGGUACUACAAAAUAUAAAAGUUUCAACUGAUAAAAUUAUUGACGCAUCUAGUUUUUUCUCUGUUUUGGAGAAGAUUUGAAAGUUCUCUGCUGCCUGACUUGUAACCAAAGCCCUCUUUCACACCCAACCCAUAUGUAUGUUGCAAUAAAUAUUAAAAUAAUAAAUAUUUUAAUAUUUCAAAGGCAAACCAGUGUGAAUAAUUGGGUUCAUGACUUUCUGUUAAACAAAAUCACUUACAUACAGAUGGGACAAUAUUCGUCUAUUCUACGGAGAGUAAUUUUGGGUCUUUUGGUUAGUAAUUUACAUUAAUUAGCAAAUUAAGGAUCCCAGUAUUUUUCUGUUAGAAUAUUUAUAGUGAGGCCACAUCUACAUUUUCAUUCAUGAAAUCAUCUUUUAGUUUUGCUAUAGAAUUAAGUUCAUUUGGGAAGGUUGGGGUGACAUACUCAGCCAUGAAAAUGAUGUCAUUUAUUUAAAGGAGAAAUUUUGACAGGGAUAACUGAAGAAAAUAAUGGCCAUUUUUCCAGGAAGUGAUGUUCUUAUCUUUAUGAAUGAAAAUUCAUGCCUUUCCUUCCCUAGGAGUAACCAGAACUGGUUGCGACUCGACAGGCGGGUUUUAGAUCAUGACCUUCCAAGAUUUCAGGAGCCUGUCUUACUUAUGUUCUGUGUCAGGUACGAAAAGUGAGAUUACACCUUUAUAAAAGACUGUUCUUUUGAACUUGGAUAAUGUUGUUUAAGUUGGUUUUCAUCUCUGCUGCGAAAGCAGCAAAGAAUUGUAAAGAUUGUUAACCUUUGAAAUUAUUGAUAAUGAACACUGUAUUUCAGCACUUGUGUGUACAUGUGUUGUUGGUCAUUUAAUGUUACCUUUCCUAAUGAAAUUAGCAAUUAAUUUAGAUGACAGAUUCUCCAGAAGUCACCUAAUAAUUAAUUAUAGGUCACUCUUGACAGGGAUUUAAAAUGCAUACCCCAAUAUCCUUGUUUUAUCAACCGGUUAAUUGAUGUAUUUCCUGUGGAUGAGACCCCACAUGUGGGAUGAAUAUUCAUGCAUCUGGAGAUUUGCUUUCCCUGUACCCAUUUCCUCUAUAGUACAUUUUGAGCUUGAAGCAGGAAAUCGGUUAGGGUAUCUGUUGUAGGUAUCUGUUCUCAGGUUAAAACAGAAUACCUUUGUCUGAUAUAAAUAGCUAGGGCUAAGAAACAAAAGAAAUUGGGAGUAAAUCUCUGUUUAAUACUUGUUUAACCCUGAGAGUGGAACACUACACUUCUAACCACACCAGACAUGCCCUAAUAAUAGAAUGAUAAAUUGUCUGAUGACUUAUCCUAUUAGGCGAGGUUAAUAAUGAACAGUUAUUGAGUGAGGUGUUUGUGAUAUCCAACUGGUGUGUGGAGUCAAGCUGCCGUGCUGUCUUUAACGGCUGGUGGCUAGGGAUUUCCCCUGGCUGUCAUGAACAUGCCCUCUGGGCCAGAACCAAAAAAACCCAGUGUUCUUAUCAGACCACGGCAUGGCCGCACUUUUUCAGGAAAUGCUGCUCUAUAAGUAGCCCAAAGGGUCCCAAGGGCGCAAAGAAUGAAAAAAAAAGCUUAUUACAAAACAUACGUACACAUACGUACGUUUCCUUAUGAUAUAAGCCAAAAUUUAAUUGGUUAUGGCAUCUUUACUCUGACUCAGAGCUGUAAAACGUUGAGUUAACUGUAUGUAAAAAUUGGAUAUUUAUUAUCUAAGAAAGUAUGAAGGGUUUACUCUGACUCAGACCUGUGAGUUAAACUUUGAGUUAACUGUAUCUAAAAAUUGUGACGCAAAUUUCUUGCUCAUGACCCGGGGACCACAGGACCCAUAGAGAAACUAAAAGGGGGGUGGAAAAUCCUGGUGAGAACACUGAGAACCUCCUAGCUGUUAAAGUCCAAAGAAAGUAAGUUUUACAGUUUGCCAUUCGGGCAAACUGUAGAUAGCAUGUACCAGCCCAAGAGUCAUUUUAACUUCCCUGAUAAACAUUUUUGAUGAGCAGGAUUGAUAAUUUGAAUUGCCCCAAAAAAAUUCGCUUAAGCAUUGGGCAAGUUAAGAACAGAAUUCACCAGCCCAAUCGCAAAAUCCACUAACCCUGAGCUAUCAAACAUGACUUUCUUUGCACACUGAGCUGUUGAAAUCCUCAUCUUCUAAAUAGAUAUAUGUUACAGGUUAACGUAGUAAAUUCAGGUUAAAAUUUUUCAACCUACAUACAGGUUGAUUCUCAAUAGAGCGUUUUCUCUCACAUUGCACUCAUCCGUGCAAAUUUAUUGGAACAAAAGAAAGUGUUUACAUAAGAAAAGAGUUCAAUUCCCACAGGAUUGGUUAAUAAUUGGAACACCAACAUGGCUGCAGUUCCAUUGUUUUGGAACACAAAUAUGGCCGACGUGACAUCAUGUGAAAACGCUCUAUUUUCUUUAUCUCUUAGCCCUAAUUAUUCAUGAAUUAGGGCUAAAGAUAAAGGAAAUCGAUAAUCAACCCAGAAUUAAACAAUUUUAACCUGAAUGUAAUUUUGAAUAAAUUGUAACAUAUACACCACAACUUGAUGUUUUAGUGACAGCCAAUAGCCCUGCAGUUCUGUUUUAUGCUACAGGCCAAAAUUAAAUUCAGGGCCCAGUUGCUCAAAGAAUGCUUAGCGUUAACCAGCGUUUAAUACCUUGACAACGUAUUGGUUUUGAUACUGCUUAACCAAUGAUUAAAGCUAACCAUGCUUUGGGCAACUCAGCCCAGGUUGAUAUCGUUUGAACCUAGACAAUAAUUUUGGUUGAGUCUCAAUCCUUUGUCUUUUAGCCUUAAUUAUUCAUAAAUUAAGACUAGGAGACAGGAAAUUUGGAAUCUACCUACAUGCAGGUUAAAAAUUGUUACCCGAAUUUAAUUUCCACUGUCAACAUAUGCAUGUCUGUGUAUUUUAUGUUUGAAGAGGAUCUUUGCUACUUGUGUGCUCUUUAAGCUUCUUGAGUAUAUUUUGGGGUUCAAUUUUAUCCUUGGUUUAAUUAUAUUCUGCUUUGUUUGUGGCUAUAGUAAUGUAUGAAAAUGAGUUUGAAACAAAAGAAGGAUAUAUGUAAUUUGAACCUGAUGUUUACUUUAACCCUUUUUUGUUAGGUUUUUUGUCCCAAAUAUUUUAAUCCUGAAGGAAUCAACCACCGUAGAACUUUUUUUCCUUCAAGCAAGAAUUCUUAUUUUUAAGGUAUGAUUUUAACUUUGCAUUUAUUACCAACCACUCAGUUUAAACUGGUUUUAUGCAUUCUUAGGUUCCUCUAAGUUUCCUCUUUAAAAUUAUCCGAUUUCAGUAUUUUAAAAUUUAUUAUGAUUUAGCGUAUAAUUUGUAGCAAUGAUAGUUGUUGCUUUCCAUUUAGGGAACAAUUCAAUGUGACAGUGAAACUGUUUUUGAACUUGCUGCUCUUGCACUUCAUGCCACUAAUGGAGACUUCACAAGGUUUGUUGUCAUGCAAUAUCGUUAUUUGUAUGAUUGCCAGAAAAUUAUUUAGAGUGGUGACUUAUAUUAAAUCCUAAGAUUUUCCGUCACUUUUUUGUGUUUGGAGUCCCCAAAGACACCUCAAACCAAUGGAGGAGCAGUGGGGGUCCUAAGAAUGACAGUGCCCCACGAGAAAGUUGGUUCCCAAGCUUCUGCAAGGAGUUCCAAUGUGAAUCCCCAAUCAGAACACUGAAAAAGCAUUCUUGUUGAGAGCUAUUCAAAUAUUAAGUGCGGUACUUUUGAAAAAGGAGUCAGAAAAAAAGAAGUUAAAAAGUCUCUUUUUAUUCUCAAGAAAAGAGUUUUGCAGUUUUACUCAGUUCUUAACUAAGUUAUUAAUAAACUAAUGCCCAAAAACUUGGUGUUAGAGAGGACUCGCAUGCUGUUUUGCAUCCCUUUUUUGUUUUUCAGUUGAACAGAACAUCUCAGACAUGUAUUCAUUUGUGCAUCAGGGAAAACCCUGAAAUACAAAGAUAUAUUUUGCUCAGUUUUUACAGUGGGAAAAGUGCAUUUCAGCUAGGCAUUUUUUACUUAGAAUUUAGCAGGGAUAUAUAAACCCGUAACUGUCAGCAGAAUCGAUAGGUCUAGAGGAUUGUGGAGUAAGCAUAGUAUAACUCUUUCACAGUGAAGAAACAGCAAGAGCAGAUCUCCGGAAACUUCCUGUCCUCCCCAUGAGAACGCUGAAAGAACGUCCGUCAAUAAGUUCAUGGUGAGUUCAGUUGAAGUCUGUCAAGUCUGUCAAAAGGAAAAUAGAAAGGAAAAUAGAAACAAGAGAACUUCCUCUUUGUACAAUUUCCUGCCUACAAAUUGCAUACACCUGGCAACUUGAAAUCUUAGAGAUGGCCCUGAUCUUCUCCCUGCCAGCUUUUUUCUGCAUUAGUAAUGCAUAAAUUUAUUGAAACAGAUAUAACUACCCAUUCACCGACCAGUCACAGUGAUUUUUUUACUUCCUGUGUCCUGUGUCUUUGACGCAUAAAAAUCCCUAAAGAUGCAAAAUAAUUUGCGGCACGUGUCCCAUAGGACGCAAAGAUUGAUAGCUAGAUCUGAAGAUCUUUAUGUAGAAUAUCCUGUUUGUGUGAUUUCUGUGUCUGUUCUUGUGGCUGUUGCUGAAGGAUGCUUAUUUCUUUUAGUCUUUGUUGUGCUUUACAACAGAAGGAGUAUAUUAUCAUUUCAGUAAACUGUAAUACAGAGUGUUCGAGUCUGUCUUCAGACUAUCUGUGUGUUGCAAAAGACCCAGGGACUCAUAGUAAUGCAUAAAUUUAUUGAGGCAGAUACAUCUACCCAUUCACCAGCCAGUUAUUUGAACGAUUCAAUUAUCCUCAGAGGAUAAUGUCAUGUUCUUAAAUGUUUUUUUUUAGUGAAGAUAAAGUUAUAGCAUAUUACAAAAAGUCUGCUGGCCAGACAAGAGGAGAAUCUGUUAUAAGGUAAACUAUUUAAAUUGAUGUCCAAUUAAAAAUUUACAUGCAGAAAGUUAUCAUUAAAGUAUCUACCAUUAUUAAAGCACUUCUAAUCCUACCACUUAGGUAUCUGUGUAUUUUUCAAAGCUUACCCACAUAUGGUGUACAUUAUUAUGAAGUCAAGGUAAGGAAAUCAUUAAUUCUAAUGUUGGACGUUAACCAAUCUUCAAAACACAUUAAUAAUUCUCACAAAAAUAAUACAAAUACUAAUCUUCAGUAAUUUUGAUUGUCUUUGGCUGAGCUUUUAUUUUUAAUAUUCUUAGAGAAAAAUAAUUAGCAAUGAAAAAGGUACUGAUUAUUUGUUAAAAAAUGGAGAUGUUAGAGAAAUUUUUAAAGCCAGUUAAUACUCGCUGUUUAUGUUUUAAGACUCUUGGGUUACAAAUCGUGUUUUAAACUUGUCAAAAUACCCCUUUUCAUUGAAUAAACUAUACAUGUACACAUGUAGCAGUCAGAUCUUUGUGAAUUUAAACUAGCUUUAGGCACUCACGCAUACAUGUACCAUUGUUUUUUCACUGUAGGACAAGAGCAAUAUGCCUUGGUGGCUUGGACUUAGUCCUAAAGGAAUUGGUGUCUAUGAUCAUGGAGACAAAAUUAAGCCCAGAAAGGUACUCUUGAAAUAUUAUUGCUCUGCUUAAUUAGAGGAUCUUUCGACAUACAAUUUGUAAUGCAAUUCAUUUUUACAACAGAUUUUCUUGUGGAGUCAGAUUGAGAACAUUUACUUCCGGGACCGUAAAUUUUCUCUUGAAAUAAGGGACUCUUACAGGUUAGUUGUGUAUUGAAUGUAGCUGAAGAAGUUUGAGGACUAAAUUAUUAUUGUUCAAGUACUGUUAGGGCCUUUGAAAUCAUCUAAACAGGCCAUCUGAUAUUACGCGACGGUGCGAUUUUGGAACUAUUGACCUCAAAUCGCAUCUGAUCGCACAAUUUGAGGAAAAUUGCAUAAUUUGUAAAAAAAAUGCUAAAUUCAAGUAAAGUAAACAAUGAAUUCUAACUUUAAUGAAACAUUUUCCCAAUCUUAAUGUUAUUUAAAGUGAUUUACCACUAAACAAAGCCUUGCAAGACAUCUGAAACCUUUGAUCGCAGUAUCUGGGCAGCCAUUUCGAUUUUAGAGACAAGCAGUUUGGUCAGCGGUGUAAGGGCAUCAUGUACUAUUAAGCAAGUGUCCUUUUUCUUUUCCGUGUCAAAAUAGUCGGGAAAAUUUUACUAUUUUGUUUUAAAAUAGAUUUUUUAUUGUUCCUUUACAUUCAAAUUUCCCGUUAAACAACAUUAAAGUGGUUUUUCUCCUUUGAAACCUGGUAAAACAAUGUAAAUUAGCCCUAAAAAAAUCACAUAAUUUACCACAUAAUAGUCCUAUAUAACAGGCGGACAAAUUUUACUAUUUUGUUUUAAAAUAGAUGUUUUCUUGUUCCUUUACAUUCAAAUUGCCCGUUAAACAACAUUAAAGUGGUUUUUCUCCUUUGAAACCUGGUAAAACAAUGUAAAUUAGCCCUGAAAAAAUCGCAUAAUUUACCGCAUAAUAGUCCUAUCUUAUCGCACAAUCUACCCUGAAAAUAUUGCACAAUUUCUGAUUUUUUAUCUCACUCUAUCAGAUGGCCUGCAGGGCUGGAACUUGGCGGUGGUCUACUAGCCAAAUACCAUUAUAUUUUGAUUUUUGGCUAGUGGAUUUAGCUCAUUUACUAGCCAUCUUGGCUAGUUAAUUUUCGCCCCUGUAAAUAACAUAAGCCUUGAAAUGUUUUCAACAUUUUCCCAGUUGAUCCGCACCUUCUAGUAACCUCUUAUUUCAUUCCCCCAUUAAUAACUGGCAUGAAUAAAAGAAAGAAAAAUAAUUCUACAUAAGAAUAAUAUUUGUUAAUUCGGUUUUCAGUUUCGCAUUUAUUCGCUGCCAUCUUGAAAUUUGGUAUGACCAGGGAGCAUGGGCCAAGCCGUACCCAUGAUGCAAAGCUAGCAAAAAAACAAAUGUCCGCCAUCUUGAAAUGCAAAUGUACGAUCACAGUCCACGCGUGAUUGUCAUGGAUAUUAGGGCAUUUCUGUUGUCAAAUAAAACAACUAAAGGUCUAAAGAGAGCAAGUGAUGAUUCUGCUAGAGGCAGUGUGUCUACAUGUAAAUCUUCAUCAAAACGAAAAUUUUUUCGGAUCUGGCUGAAAGACUUUCCAUGGCUCACAUACGAUGUUACGAGUUCAGUAAAAUUUAUUGUUGUGUUGUAACUAAACAUACAAAACAAGAUGCAUUUAAAUUCUUCUUGUGUUGCAGUUUUUAUUCACGUUUGAUAAAAACAGGAUUUUUGACAUUUUUUUUAUUUUAUGCUGGACAGAAGUGCCUAGACUAGUAGAAACACGUUUAUGGCUAGUAAAGCCCGAGCAUGUACUAGCCAUUUGACUAUUAAGUUCAAAAGUUAAGUUCGAGCCCUGGCCUGUCUAAAGGUCACAAUUUUUCUUUUGAAAACAUUUAUCCACACUGGAAACUAUGUAGUCUUAACAGGCUGUCGCAUCUGUCAUACUUAAUAAAAAGAAUAAUGGCUUUACAACAAAUGAUUGACAAGAAAAACAUGUUUUCAUUUAUUUAGUUGAUUGUGUCCAGUUUUUACCUGUGACAAAUUUUGUCCGUAGUACCUUUGAAGAUUGUCCCAUCUGGGACAAAAUAUAUAAAACCGUGACAAACCAUAUGCAUUUGUUAAGCUUUGGGGAUGACAGAGACAGAGAAUUUGUCUAAAAAGCUCAGGUUCAUGGUUCAGUGCUGCUCAUUAAUCAAAAUGUUGUUUUUCUGCCGGGACGUGCUGUAUCUUCUAUGCAAGCAAUAUGAUCAUGUCAUAAUGUUGUCAAAGAACCAAGCUGCACACUCCCCUGACAGUCACUUGAUCAACUUAUUUGCAAAUAGCUGUAAAUUCAUCAGCCCUGGAAUAAAACCUUCCAGUCAACAAUAAAUUCAGCGUUGGUAGUGUUGGCAUAAUCCACUAAUUUUUUCUGCGAUUUUAGUACUUCUCCAUCCUACCUCAGGUUGCUCUGAAAUACACUUGUAGUUUGAAAUACACUCUGAGAUCGCUGAGAGACAUGUAGUGGGAUUAUUAAACAAUAGAAUUAAUAAUAAAUUGGAAAAUAAUUUCAUUAAUGAGCAUGUGCUGAACCGUGAACCUGUCCCUUAAACACUGUUAAGAAGAAUCAUCAAUGCUUUUCCUAUUCUGCCCAUAAAUGCAAAAAAUUAGUCAGAUGAUCUGUAAAUAAGAUGUAAACUUGAGUUGUAAAAGAACCAUUUUAAAACUUUUUUGUGUAAUGCUUCAGCUCAGUUAUUUUUUCACUCUGCAUGCUUUGAUAAACCUCUUACAACCUUUUGUGAUUUUCCAUAUUCCAGAUAUGAAUUUAAGGACAGUAAAGCUUGGUAUGUCGCAGUUUGUGGACAUCCUUGUUAAAAGUCUUUUUGCUUAUGAUAACUCAUCUGUGAAUAUUGCAUGUAUGAUAAACAUAUAAAAAUUUUAUUUUAAAAUGAAAGUAGAAUCUGUUAUUAAACUUACAGUCAAUACACCGUGAAUAAAAAAUACACCAUGAAUAAAAAAUUAUGUAGUCCUUUCAUUUACCAACUAAAUUCAGCCAAACAUGAAUUACUAUUAAAAGAAUAGAUUAAGCUGCACUCAUUAAGGUGCAGGUCAGUUCAUGGUUCAAUUUCUGUAAUAAUUCCAGCAAUGUUUUGUCUUUAAUUUUAAUGCCUGUGAUGGCUUAUCUGUGGACUUAAAGUUAGAACCAACUCUUUCAGAGUAAAAUCAUGUAAAAUGGAUGCGUGGGUUAGAAUGUUAUAGAUAACUUGAACACUGGCCCUUAAUUUCAUGUUAAAAUGAUAAUUUUUCGUCAAGUAGUAAGCUCCUAACAACGUUAAAACCUUAGUUGUGCAGCUAAUUUGCAAUUUAUUAUAACCAAAUCCGUAGAACCUUCUUGAGCUGUGCUUAAGCAUGAAAGUAUUAAAUUAAUGUACUGUGAACAUAAUUGUAAAAAAAUUGUUUUUUAACUCGUCAGGUCAAAUACAAUAACUCGCAGACCAGGUGCAGGGAGCAUGAUGGUUCAUGCUUGGUUUUCAAGUACCGCUGCGUCAGCGAAAACUAUGUGGACAAUGGCGAUAAGCCAACAUCAGUUUUACCUGGACAAGAAACAAGUAGAGGUGAGAGCAAAACAAAGCUGACUGUGUUUAAAUCCUUGUCUCAAAUCAGAUAAUUAGAUCAGUAGGUAAUAGUGAUGUUGGGCUCUUGUCUCUUGAUCUUAAGUUACACUGUUUAUAUCCUUAAAACGGAUUGAGAGUGCUUGUUGUCAAACGCAGUACAUCAAUUUUUUUUUUUUUUCUAUUUCUGCCUAAAAAUUUACUUGUCAGCAAUUCUCUUUUUCGCCAUUUGCACAUUUCCCAUAAUACACCUCCCCACCCCUGCCGAAAAAAAAAAAAAGUAUAAUCAUUGUCUUCAGUUUCUCUUGGCGCAACCGUAAUACCCAGAAGAAAUUAACAGCAAUGGUUAUGCAAAAUUUUUGGGGGGCACAAAAUGUGUAUUAUGGGAGAUGUGCAAAUUGAUGUCAAAUUGUUAUAUCAUUUUUGGUGGUCAGCAUAAGUGUUAUGGCUGCAACCGUGUUGUGGCAAAUUUCAUCAGUCCUUUUACAUUGUAUUUGUGAAGUUGUAAUCCUGCGAGUGCACUGUUGCAGGCUAGGGUCACGUUGCGUAGAACUCUUCGAGACAUGGCACGUGAGCUGUCACUGUCCACAGGCUCUCUCCCAUCUUCAACUUCAGACAGCCUAAGCACAAAGAGUGACCAGUCCCAUAGUUUAUCAAGCCUGAGCAUCAAUGGAGGUAAAUUUAGUCUUGUUUUCUGUAUUCUCGAAUACUUCCCUCAAACAGGGUAACUUUGGAAAACAAAACAAUCUACACUCCUCCCCCCUCCCCUCAGUCACUUUUAUUAUGUUUUCCUGCCAUCUUUGCCUGUGUUUAUGUUGUGGGUAAAAUCUGUUCUCAGCUUAAACCAGUAUUCAAUCUACAGCUGUAGUUUGAUUUAGAACUUCCUUUUUUUCCUAGCCCUAAAUAUUCAUAGCAGGGAAAGGAGACAUAGGAGACAAAGGAGCUCCUGGUUUAACCUAAAAACGUAUUUUACCCUGACAUACAUGUAUCCUCUUCAUGGUAAAUAAAACCCCACCGGAUAAAAAGAAAAAUGCCUCGGAAGUUUGAACGUAGUGCACCUCUUACCACUCUGAAGAAUUUUAAAAUAGGGGUGAAGUGAAUAAAAAAGUAACUCAAAGAGACUUUAAAAUAGUGACUGCAAACAGUUAGUAGAGGUCAAGGUUACGGUAAUUAAGGAAAACGAGGUUUGGGACUUUGUCUCAAAUAAACAUAAAAUAGCUUCAUUACUUGAGUAAUGUGUAAACUUUUCUUGAAUGCUCUUUUUCUUCUUACAGGUGAUAACUUGUCUUCUCUUCCCAAAGCUGUAGAUCGUGAGAGGUUAACAGCUUUGGCAGCAAGAAAGGAAGCUCUUUUGGAAAAAUUGUCAGAUAAGAUGGAUGAACUGAAAAAGUUGUGCAUUCAAGAGGCAGUAAGUGUUUAAAGUCUGGUUCCCUAGGUGCUACAAACCAGCCCCCAAGAGUCAUUAUUUUUUUUGUCUUUGUACCAUGAUAAAGGUGAUAAAUUGCCCGUAAACCUUACAAGAACAAUGGAGCAAGUCAUCGUUUCAUUGACGUGGUAGCGCUUAUGCUUGUCACUCUUCUCAAUUCUGCUGAAUCUCUCCAUUUCUCUUGGCUCUAUUCUGUCACAAAAAAAUUGCAACAUAUUGAUAGUCAAUUGUUUUCAUCUUUUUAGGUUCUUUCAGCUUCCUCUUGGCUGGGUAGAAAAAAACAACUAGUUUCUCCCCACCCCCAGCAAAAUAAAGAAAGAAACGGAUAAAUGAAAAUAAAAUAGAAUAGAACGAUAAUGAAUAAAGUGAAGCCUCGACAGAACGAGGGGCCAAGGAACUGGCAAAACAUGUUCGCUACUACGAGGUUUCGUUAUAUCGAGGUUCUUUCCCUCAUAAUUUACCACAUUGUAUUACUGGGGCGAGGAAUAUCGUUCGUCAUACCGAGGACUUUGUUACAUAGGGCGAGUUAUUUACACGUACUUUAGCCAGUGUUUAACAAAACCGCAUUCUAAACUAUUUUCAACUUGCCCAACGGUUUUUAUCUAAACACCAUUUAUUGUGAACAGUUUUAUGAACCAUGUAGAGUAGACUAAAAAGCGAUAAUCAUCUUCUUAAAAUAACUCUCUAAGGAAGAGAUCUCGAGGUGCAAAGCGUUGUUAAACCGCGGCUUAAGUUAGACUUUGUUUAAAUAACCGACCCAUAGAGUUUCGUUAUAGCGAGUUCCCACUACUGUAUAUAAAAAGAGGACAAGGACUCUAAGUGUGUGCCUGGAACUGUCUGAAGUUUUUAGAGUGUUAAUCAGACUAAAAACGACCAUUAACACUCCGAUAGCUAUUUUGAAAGACUGUGAGCCAAAUCCUAUUUUCUUUCGUUUUGGUUCCAAGGAGCUGACGGGCGAGUAUCCUCCUGAGACACCAUAUACCCCUGGAACGCCUCUCCCACCCAUCAGACGGAGAGUGCGGACCGCCUUUGAGUUUUCUGAGUUCAUCAUCAGUGGAGAGAAUGAUAAGGUGAAUAAACUGAUCAUCAUAGACUCUAUCUAUCUGAAAUAAUGAAUAUAUGAAUUUCAUAUGUUGGAACCGCGGAAUGAAGAAAUAAAUGCAAUGAAGAUCCCCGCGGUUAAAGACGCAACUUACCCGGGGAAGAUGAAGAUUAAAUAAGUUGGAUAAGCUUUGUCUUUAACUGCGGUGAUCUUCAUUGCAUUUAUGUACUCUGUCUGUUCUUUAAAUGGCAUUGAAUUUUUUUUACGCUCGACAAUCACUUGGGAUCCACAAACUUUAGAACUAUUAAACUAGUGAAACUAUAUUUGACCAGCAAACUCCGAUGUCGCUCUGCCUCAGUCUGUUUGUCGUGUCCCUGGUUUACAGUGAUUUCCACCUUUAAAAACGAAGCCUGCCUCUCCCACCGCAAGGUUUUGUGUACAAAGACUGCAUUUAAAUAAGCAUUCUCGGUAUAACCGACGAAACGCUCACCCAGUACUGUUGAUGCCUAAAAAUCCGCACGCACCUUCGACAUUUAGUGCAAAAUCGUUUUGCAAAGGUAAAUUUUCGCAUUUUGCUCUGAGGGAGAACUUGUAUUCAAGGAUCUGCAAUUCGGCUAGUGAUGUUACUAAAUUCCAUAUUGUUCAGUAUAUGUGAGUUAUUCGAACUGUAAAUGAAGUGACUUUGGCUUACUAUAUUAAAUUUUGGAAUCUUGGAAUGUUUCUAUAUUGAUCUCUGCUAUUUAUUUCCCUCUGUCUGUCUUCAAGAACGAGGAAAUCAAGAAAAUGGCCAGAGAAGUUGAGAUCCAGACUCAGAUCACUAAUGCAGCACAGGUAUGAAGAACAAAAGAGAAUAGUGAAACAUGUUGAUUGUUCACGCAGCAGAAAAACGUUUGGCCAUUUUGUAUCGUUCGGACUUGCAAAUCUUACCAAGCGAUUAGCGAUUUUAGGACGCAAAGCAAUUUCGAGCAAUUCACCACUUUAGAAAGGAGAAGGGAACUGCAGUGGCGGAUCCAGGGGAGGGGCCCGGGAGGACGCCCUCCCCCCCCUUAUUUUUAGACCAAACUGAGGCCCGAAGGGGCGAAAAAUAUUUUUUUGAGACCGCCCCCCCCUUCCUUAUGUGAAGGUAAACUGGAGCCAAAAUGCGUCCCGCAAUUGAUUCUGGGAUCGUUACUGUAGACGCGCCGGUGGUCAGCUAUUGGCCAAUUUUUUUCCCUGUCCCUAGUAACAGUCCCAGAGGUGUUUGCGAAGGUUAACACGGCCCAGCUUCCGGCGUUAGGUCAGCAUUAGAUCCCAUCGGCCUAAACCCCUUUGGACACCUUAUUAAGUUUACAAAACGUAGUAUUCUUGAUUGCCUCUACACUUCACUUAGAUAAAAUUUCUAAGUUUUUUUGGCAUUUCUGCUCAGCCGGGAAAUGUUCAUGAAAGGGUAAGUCUCUUCAAUUUUUAACGGGAAAAAAAACAGAAGAGUGAGAGUAAGAAUGGAACCCGGAGCGUAGUGAAUGCAGUCCAUCACCUAUACCACUACGUUUGCUGGCGAGCAUUGGUUUGAUUUGAAGCUAUAUGAAAACAACCCUAAUCCUAAAUAGAAACUAACCGUUUAGAGUCGGUGUUUAAUCCUAACCAGUAUUGUUGCUUAUCCCUAAUCACUUUAGUCAGUGCUCGAAACUGAAGCGGUAAGGAAUACUAUGUUGUGUAAACUUCAUAAGGUGUCCAAGGGGGUUUUAGCCGAUGGGAUCUCAUGCUAACCUUGGCGUUAGGUCUCUCCCCGAUUUUCUCGCCCCAGUCUCUCCCUUUCUGUGGUAAAGCUGGCAGAUACUACUUUUGUCAUGAACAUCAUUUAUCAAAAUCGGAGAGUUUUCUCUUCCGGUGAAUUUUGAAUGUGUGUGUGUGUGGAGCUCCCAUGUCAGUGGAACAACAAGUAUAAGAUGAGGAAGGAUUCAAUGGAAAACCUCGUUUGGCCUUUUUUUCAUGCGCUGGUCAUAUUGUUUGGUUGGUUUUUGUCCAAAGAAGGUAGCAUAGCGACUGUUUGCCUCACCUAUUUUAAUAUAUCAAUGCGCCAAUCACUGAGGCUUAUCGGCUCUAAAACAAUCGCGAGUGAACUCAAAUUACAAAGUUAUAUUCUUCCUUAAAUAGUCGCGCUCGCUUAUGAAACCCGUUGAAGGUAACGUUUGUUCUGCUACUAUUUGGAAUUUCUCUGAAUGACUGAAACAGAUUUUCAGCAGCAGGGUAGAUUCAAUUUGACAUCGUCAAUUGCCGACCGUUGUUUGUUUGCUUGUUUGUUUGUUUAUAUACGCAUUAAUCAACAAUUUAAUUCAUUAAUUCUAGCAACUAGCGGAAGACCGCAGUGCUAAUAAGAAUGUGAGAAAGACCAGAAAGUUAACCUACCAAAAGUCUCUGAGAAGAGUGAGUAUUUUAUUUUUCCUUUUUGUUUUCCAUGUUUUCAUUUUCGCUUUUGUUUUAUUGCAUAGUUGUAACUGUUGUUGUCUCUAUUCUGAUUGUGCAUGCCUCCUUGAUCUUUCCACUCGUUCUUGUAGCUAAAAGACAUGGAGGAGAAUCUGAGAAGAGUUCAAAGAUCUCGAUUGGCUUCGGAGUCAAACCACGGUAAUGCAAGUUAAGACUGGUACCGAUUACAAAUUAAGGGAUUUCACUGCAUCAUCAUUUAUGUGAUUUAGUGAUGCUUAAAGUGACGUGGCAAACAGAAGAAUUCCAUAAGUCUGGUAAAGUUUAAGUUGGGAUGUAAAAGUGAAAACUUUUCUUUAUUUUCCGCGAGAAGCUGGGUACACACUGACACCUCCACGUAUCACUUCUCCUCUCGGCUGGAGGUUUCUUAUUCUCUCGUUUGAUCGGCAAUCGUUUCAGUUGUCAUGAUGAACCUACUUACAUUGAACCCCUCAUUUCCCUGAUCUACUAAGGUAGUUGAAUCCAAGAGAAAAUAUCGUAACACAGGUUAUUUCACUUCAACGAAGGUAAAGUUCGCAUUCUUGUACCAUGAAGAUAAGAGGCUGUCUGUCCUUGUUUUUGUACGCUUUUUUUGACCUUUAUCGUUUCGUUCUUUUAACUUUUGACAGGUCUAAGAGAUGGCAAUGCUGGAAUAGGUAAGUAACCUGUAGCAAGGUCAAGCAAUAGCCAGAGAAAACAGGCGACAUUUCGCGACGACAACACUGGUUUCCCCGAGAAAUGACGUCUGAGAACCGAGGGCAGAAUUCCAUAGUACUAGUGAUGACAUGCCAUUACUCAGCUCUAGGUGGUGCUUCUGAUUGGUUGAAGCAAGUUUUCAACCAAUCAGAAGCGCUACCCAUAUUGCGGUAGCGAAACGUCAUCAGUAUAGAAUUUCUGCGCUCGUUUACUCAGUUUCCAUCGGGGAAACCGUUGGUGGAGUCGUGAAAUGUCGGCAAUUUUCUCAGGCUACGUUCCUUACCGCACUUUGGCUAAAAACGUCUUAUGUUGCACGUUGGCUGAUAGCAGAGCCAGUAGUUUAAGUGAAAGGCUCUUAUUUUACGUCGGUAACUCGUGAACAGUGCACAUUACACUGACAUGCCUGAGGCCGACGGUACUGUCAUUUACCCCCUUCUCUCUCCAUCAGUGCUCCCUUUAAUGGAUAUUUAAAGCUACUUUAAGCUACACGGAAAGGAAAAUUGUUGAAAUAAGGAUUUCAGGUCACACUUGUGCUGGAACUCGUUGAAAUAAGGAUUUCAGGUCACACUUGUGCUGGAACUCGAAUCCUCUUACACAGAAGGCCGCUUACUAACCAACUGUGCUAAUCCUUGCUGCCAGUCGCGUCAUAACGUGAGUUUAAUUGGAGAAAGUCCUGGUCUCAGUGGUACUGGAUAAAGUAACUGAGUCAAUUUUACCAGUCAAUCAAUAAGUAACUGGAUUUUCUGUUCUUUUGAAUAGGGCUUUAUCGUACGACUUCAUCUUCCGACGCCAACAGCUACACAAAAGCUGAAAGGUUAGACCCUCAUCGCUAUCGAACAAGUGCCGGCCUGAGCGUUAGUUCACGGGCGUCAAGCACUUACAGCGCGGAAAGCUUUUCAAGCGACCGGGAGUCCUACAGCGGACCCCCCUCUCCGGUCAUGUCACCGUAUAGGAGAGCUCCCCCGAGCCCUGCCACACGAUCUUAUCAGGGAUUUCCAGAAACAAGACGGAUGCGUAGCCCGCCCUCUAACCGUCCACGAGCGGAGAGAUUAUCACCCCGCGAAGAAAACUCUCGAGCAGUUCCGGCAUUUCAGUAUUCGGAUAGCGAGGACUCGUCCACGAAGCCUUCUUCGGCUAGUUCGUAUGCGAACUCGGAAGAAAAUGGCGAACCUUACUGGCCUCACCGGAGGAUGGGAAACUCAUGCGAUAGCCUAAAUGAAAAUCAGCGUCGAGGCCCCAGUCCCCGCUUGAUUAUCAGUCGCUCGGCCGGGCAGAGUUAUGAGAGUCUGAACAGUGAUCAGGAAGGUAGCAGUUCACCAUAUAGUCCAGGCCCCAUGCGGACUCAACGGUCAUUUUCGUUUGAUGCUCGUCCUGUAAACUCAAAGCUGUCGGGAGUGAGAUACCUAAAUACUAGUGACUUGGGAAUUGUGAGCACCUCUGGUGCCGCUGGCAGUUAUUCUGUCAAUCAUAACUCAAAGAUUCCGCCUGGUCUUUCCAGGAGAGGAUACGUUUCUACUUCUCUCUCCACCAUUAGUAAAGCAAACACGAAGUCUGAUUCGAAUUUAAGAACAGCCAAAUCUCAAGUUCACAUGUCUACGCCUUACUUGACAAACCCGGGAUAUUAUCGAACUAAUCGGCUUUCAGGGCCGUCAAUAUUUGAAGAGGACUUGCUCGAGUGGAGAGCGGCUGACGAGGCAGAGGCAACGCUGGUGUGAAGAAAAAUGGAUGGAAGGAGGGAAGUCACAUCAAAACCUGUCUAAUAUCUUGCUAGCCCUUCUGAGAGCCUGCGAAUCUACAGAAAAGUGCUUACGAGUACUUGCCAGUCUCUUUGAAUUCAUUAAUAGGGUAUCAUAAAAAGGGAUGCAUUUCUCUUUGGGAUAAGAAUAUUCCAGAUCACUAAGGAAAAUAAAUGAAGGAUUCCACAAGCUGCCUUGGAUUAUUGUAGAGGAUUUCUACUAGUCCUCGAGAUAUAAUUACAUGGAUUGUAUUUCACUACAUCUCGUUCAUAUUGUUGUUCGAUAUGAGCAUCAACAAAGAAGAAUUUUUUUGUAGUCGUUUGAAUUAAUUUGUAUAGACAUUGAAUAUAAAACUGGCCAAACAAGUGCCCAGCUUAAGUUAUGCUAACUGCGGAGGCUCCUUAGAGCCUCGUAAUCCACACCGUGACGAUCUUAAAGCUUGGCAUAAGGUCAGGGUAGCCGUUGGGUGAAAACCUGGAAACGUUUUAAAUAAUGGCACAGAAAAACGGGCCGGGAAUGCAAUAAACUUGGUUCUUAUUGUUAUUUUUAAGGUGAUAGUGCUUUGUACAGAUUGUAAUAAGUUAGGUAUAUUUUUAUAGUCUUUUACGUCUUGUUAUGUAGGUUACACUGUCAUUUAUGUUUAAAAUUGAGGAUUGAUCUGUAAUUUUUUUUCUGCUCGACUCUAACCAUCGAAAUUCCUCCGGUACUACACAGAUGUAUUGGAUCACGAUCCCUUGAAUCUGCGGCACUUGAUUUCUCGUGCUGUUUCUGAUUGAGAACUGAACGAUAGGGAAAUGUUAAGGUAUUUGCUCGGUAGACUGUGAAGGAUUUCGAUUUGAGGAUGACAGCUCAGUAGCCCGAGAACAGCAGACGUAUUUCUGGUCGUCGCUUCUGCUCGUCCGAAAAAUAGAGGGAGGGAGAGAAGCGACGCCCGAAAUACGUCUGCUGUUCUCCGGCUAACAACUCAGUGGCUUUAUCUAAUUUAUUUUAUAGGUUGUUUCUUGGUGUUGCGGAUGCGUACAGUCACCAAAUGACUUAAUACAAAAGAGUGAAAAUAUACUGAACAAUUGCUUCCACCCAGCACAAAAGCCAAACAACAGUUACCACAACAUCAAGAAACAGCCAUUUUAUAGAAUCAGUUAAGCGUAUUUCAGGUUAUAAAUAUUUUAAAUUACAUUUUGCGUUGCAAUAGGAGGUGCAAUCUGAAGAAGUCGCAAUAAUACCGUUUUGUUUUUAGCAUUACCGCUAAGUGUAAACACUACCGACACCUUUUGCUAUGUUAGUCACAUUUUGAAGUACAUUGUAUUCGCAGAUACCGUAGGAAGGUACUUGAAUCUUGAAUUGCAACCAGUACGUAAAGUCAGCGGAUUAUCUCGCUGGAUUUCAAUAGUGUUUCCUCUCGGCGGUUAUGGUCAAUUCGAAACGCCCAUUAAUUUCAAAAGGAUUCUUUUACAAUAGAAAUAUCGGUUGUUACAAUAAUUAUAUCUUGUAAAUAGCUUAUGCAAAUGAAUAUCAUUUCAAUG
Molecule: messenger RNA, 21362 nt
Organism: Porites evermanni
Lineage: Eukaryota; Metazoa; Cnidaria; Anthozoa; Scleractinia; Poritidae
Source: the annotation of a GenBank genome assembly